UUCAAUAUCCUGAACAUUGCCUGUUAUGACACGCCUCUUUUCGAGUUUCGCAAGUGAAGCGACGCCCGGAUGAAACAACGCCUGUGUGGUGGACUGAUAAGAUGCAGACCAUUAAGUGUGUGGUGGUGGGUGACGGUGCUGUUGGGAAGACCUGCCUGUUGAUCUCCUACACCACCAACAAGUUCCCCUCGGAGUACGUCCCCACGGUGUUUGAUAACUAUGCAGUUACAGUGAUGAUUGGAGGCGAACCCUACACUCUGGGGUUGUUUGACACUGCAGGUCAGGAGGACUACGAUAGGCUGCGGCCGCUCAGCUACCCCCAGACAGAUGUCUUCCUUGUGUGUUUCUCCGUCGUAUCACCUUCCUCCUUUGAGAACGUCCGUGAGAAGUGGGUCCCCGAGAUCUCCCACCACUGUCCGCGUACGCCCUUCCUGCUUGUGGGUACCCAGAUGGACCUGAGGGAUGACAGCAACACUGUGGAGAAGCUGGCUAAGAACAAGCAACGGCCCCUUGCCCCUGAGAGCGGAGACAAGCUUGCCAGGGACCUCCGGGCUGUGAAAUACGUGGAAUGCUCUGCCCUCACCCAGCGAGGUCUGAAGAAUGUGUUUGACGAAGCCAUCCUGGCCGCGCUGGAGCCACCAGAGACCAAGCCCAAGAAGCGCUGUGCACUCUUAUAGGGCCGGGGAUAAGGCACGAGAAAUAUAGAGAGGGGAACAGGUGGACACGGGGGACAGAUAGACCAAACCGGUAGGACGUUAGAGGGAGGGAGGGGGGGAGCAAGAGAAGACUAGCGAGACAUUUGUUUAACAGUGCCUUGAGCUAUAAAAAUUGGGCCGGGGCAACGUCAGUAGGGGUGGUAAAAAACAGCCGUAGAAAUACAUGUGAUAGAUGUGUAAAUCUAUGGUUCUGCCACCAAGCUUAUGCAUUCUCUUCCUAAUCUGUAAGUAGUACUUCUUUAAAGGGCAGCAUAGCAAUAGGGAACAGGUAAAGGUUUUGUCUUACAGUACAAACAAAAUGGGUUACACAAACACAGGGAGACGGUGUGGCAUCUAUUUUGCGUUUUGAUCCUGACUGGAAAUAUUUGCUUGCUGCACAGUCUAGACGCACACGCCCAGUGCUUGACUGCCUUCGACCUUCUCCCGCUUUCUCCUGCAAACAGCCUGCCGUAGUUGUAAAAAAACCAGCUUCUUCCCAGAUCAACUCUUCUGCUCCUGCCAUCUGCCAUCGCCGCUCCAAUGGAAACUACAAGUGCUUCUUACUUCCUCUGGUUUUUCACCGCCCCCUGAUGGCAAUAACAUGAACUGAAUUUUCCCUUCCUUUUUGCCAUUGUUUUUGAGAUUAAUGGUGUAUUAAUGAUGAUUAUAAAUGAGUAUUAUAUAUUUUGUGGCUUUUAUUUUUUGGGAUUACCCCUAGAGGUUAGCAGUUUGGACUCUAGUUGUUUUUUAAAAAUAUAUAUUUUUAUUUUUUUGAUGGUUGCGUGCCAAUGUGUUGUCACUGGUUUCAUUUGACAACAACCAUAAUAUGCCUCUAAUGACUAUGUGGCUGGUCGUGAUAUCAGUAGUAAUAACAGCAAAAAGCAAUAAUGGUUAUAAGUAACAAUAAUGGCUCAAUCGAAGCAUCCUCAUCCGGUUCUUGGAAAUCAAGGGUUAUUUGAAAUAAAAAAACUUGAAUUUGAAA
Messenger RNA from Esox lucius (northern pike), 1677 nucleotides. RefSeq names its product cell division control protein 42 homolog. Gene Ontology annotation, molecular function: GTPase activity; GTP binding. Gene Ontology annotation, cellular component: dendritic spine. The record is from RefSeq and is a predicted model, not a curated record. Lineage: Eukaryota; Metazoa; Chordata; Actinopteri; Esociformes; Esocidae. The transcript is spliced from 6 exons. Gene Ontology annotation, biological process: modification of synaptic structure; small GTPase-mediated signal transduction. The coding region runs from base 102 to 677 and encodes 191 amino acids.